UUAGGCUGUUGACUGCUUUCACUACUUUCUGUAUAAUCACAGCUCUGCAAAAGAGCUUUCUUUUCAAUUUGGGUUUCUCUCUUCUUCUUUCUCUGAAUCGUCGCAAAACUCCACAAUGCGAGUUUUCCCCAACCCGUCCAUGGCGAUUCUCUCUGUUUUCCUCUCGAUCCUUCUCCUCACUCUCCCUCUUCCUUCAAGCCAAGAUCUCAACGCGGAUAGAGCCGCACUUUUAUCUCUCCGUUCCGCCGUCGGCGGCCGCACAUUCCGUUGGGACAUAAGGCAAACCUCGCCGUGCAACUGGGCCGGUGUCAAAUGCGAGAAUAAUCAAGUCACCGCCCUCCGUCUCCCCGGCGUUUCUCUCACCGGAAAGAUCCCGGAGGGUAUUUUCGGUAACUUAACUCGGCUCCGUACACUUAGCCUCCGUCUCAACGCUCUCACUGGCUCCCUCCCUUUGGAUCUCAGCAGCUGCUCCGAUCUCCGGCACCUCUUCUUGCAAGGAAACAGAUUCUCCGGCGAGAUACCGGAGGGUUUAUUCAGUCUCAGUAACCUCGUGAGGCUUAAUCUCGCUGAGAACAGCUUCACCGGAGAAAUCUCCUCAGGUUUCACCAAUCUCACGAGGCUCAAGACUCUGUACCUUGAGGAUAACAAUCUCUCCGGCUCGAUUCCGGACCUAGAUUUACCAUUGGUUCAGUUCAACGUCUCGAAUAACUCGUUGAACGGAUCAAUACCUAAAAAUCUCCAGAGAUUCAAGUCCGAUUCGUUUUUGCAAACUUCUCUCUGCGGCAAGCCGCUCAAAAUCUGCCCUAAUGAAGAAACUGUACCGAGCCAGCCUACUUCCGGUGGAAACAGAACACCGCCAAGUGUUGAGGCGACCAAGGAGGAGAAGAAAAAAAACAAACUUUCCGGCGGAGCUAUAGCCGGAAUUGUGAUCGGAUGCGUGGUUGGUUUCGCUUUGAUAGUUCUGAUAUUGAUGGUGCUCUGCCGGAAAAAGGGCAACGAGAGAUCAAGAGCCGUGGACAUUUCCACAAUCAAACAGCAAGAAACGGAUAUUUCCGGCGAUAAACCGGCUGGGGAAGCGGCGGAGAACGGAAACAGGUACUCGGUGACUGCAGCGGCCGCCGCGGCGAUGACCGGAAACACAAAAUCCGGAGAAGCCAACGGACCCGUGGCGAAAAAGCUUGUGUUUUUUGGCAACGCGACGAAAGUUUUCGAUCUUGAAGACUUGCUUAGAGCUUCAGCGGAGGUUUUGGGGAAAGGAACGUUUGGGACGGCGUAUAAGGCGGUGCUUGACGCUGUGACGGUUGUGGCGGUGAAGAGGCUUAAGGAUGUGAUGAUGCCUGAUAAAGAGUUCAGGGAGAAGAUUGAGUUGGUUGGUGCUAUGGAUCAUGAGAAUUUGGUGCCUUUGAGGGCUUACUACUUCAGUAGAGACGAGAAGCUUCUUGUCUAUGACUUCAUGUCUAUGGGAAGCUUAUCAGCUCUCUUACAUGGAAACAGAGGAGCAGGAAGGACUCCACUAAACUGGGAUGUCCGAUCAAGAAUUGCUCUUGGUGCAGCUCGUGGUUUAGACUACCUUCACUCACAAGGCACUUCGACCUCUCACGGCAACAUCAAAUCCUCAAACAUCCUCUUAACCAAGUCACACGACGCGAAAGUCUCAGACUUUGGCUUAUCUCAGCUGGUGGGAGCUUCUUCAACCACAACCCCGAACCGUGCCACGGGUUACCGUGCGCCAGAAGUAACCGACCCGAAACGCGUGUCGCAGAAGGGUGACGUGUACAGCUAUGGCGUGGUGCUUCUUGAGCUGAUCACCGGUAAAGCUCCGUCGAAUUCUGUGAUGAACGAGGAAGGAGUGGAUUUGGCGAGAUGGGUUAAAUCGGUGGUGAGAGAUGAGUGGAGGAGAGAGGUUUUCGACUCUGAGCUGCUUAGCUUGGCGACGGAGGAUGAAGAGAUGAUGGCGGAGAUGGUGCAGCUAGGGCUUGAGUGUACGUCACAGCAUCCGGACAAGAGGCCGGAGAUGGCGGAAGUGGUUAGAAAGAUUGAGAAUUUGAGACGAUCUGGUCCAGAUCAAGUGGACGAAGCUGAUUGAUUGAGUGAAAAGCUGUUAAUUGUUGGAUUUUUAAUUAUUAAUUUUUUAAGUAAAUGGUUGGGGAAAAAAAAUCAGAAAUGAGUUCUUUAAAAUUUAAAUUUUUUUUUUUAGCCCCACUUAUCAAAAGGAGAGGGGUUUUAGUGGUAAACUCUGCUGGCAUUUGCAGUUGUUUGUGUUUGGGCGUGAGGAUUUGGUGGUGAUUGUAAUUAUUGUUGGUUUCUUAAUCUUUUAAUUUUA
This is a messenger RNA of Eutrema salsugineum, 2323 nucleotides long. RefSeq names its product probable inactive receptor kinase At1g48480. The record is from RefSeq and is a predicted model, not a curated record. NCBI's taxonomy places the organism in Eukaryota, Viridiplantae, Streptophyta, Magnoliopsida, Brassicales, Brassicaceae. The transcript is spliced from 2 exons. Gene Ontology annotation, biological process: protein phosphorylation. The coding region runs from base 116 to 2086 and encodes 656 amino acids. Gene Ontology annotation, molecular function: protein kinase activity; ATP binding; protein binding.